GGGGUGCACUUGUUGAGUGACUCACCCGAGUAAGCGAGGAGCAGAGCGCCGCGGGGGCGGAGCCAGAGGAGGAAAGAGGCGGAAGAAAGCUCGCGAAAGAGAGACAUCGGGUCAACAAGGAAGCUGAGUCCACUCAACUAGAAAAGAAGCAAAGUCAUCAUGGCUUCAGUGUCUACUCAUGGAAACGAAGACAAAGGUCCCCAUUUGCCACCACCAAGCAAGCAGAGUCUGUUGUUUUGUCCAAAAUCAAAACUGCACAUCCACAGAGCAGAGAUUUCAAAGAUUAUCCGGGAAUGUCAAGAAGAAAGUUUCUGGAAGAGAGCUCUGCCUUUUUCUCUCGUAAGCAUGCUUGUCACCCAAGGACUGGUCCACCAAGGUUAUUUAGCAGCAAAUCCAAGAUUUGGAUCAUUGCCUAAAGUCGCACUUGCUGGUAUCUUGGGAUUUGGCCUUGGAAAGGCAUCAUACAUAAGAGUAUGCCAGAGUAAAUUCCAUGUCUUUGAAGAUCAGCUGCGUGGGGCUGGUUUUGGUCCAGGGCAUAACAGGCACUGCCUACUUACCUGUGAGGAAUGCAAAAUAAAGCAUGGAUUAAGUGAGGAGGGACGUUCACAACCUUCGGCUUCCUAAACUCUGUGACUGUGGCUUUUGAAGUUUCUAAAAACCUCUGAAUUUGUACACAUUUAAAUUUUCAAGUGUGCUUUAAAAUAACAUACUUAUAGUGGAAUAGUUACAUGGUGAUUUUUCUCACUCUGUUGAAAUGCUUUCAGUGUUAAUUCUCAAUUGACUUGAGCACUACAUGUUUUUCUGCUGCUUAAGAUCAUGUUGGGAGCAUUCAUACACCAAAAGAAAGAACGUAGCACUCUAAAAGAAAGAAUGUCGCACUCUCACUUGCUUACAGCUAAUUAAAAGAAUUUAGAGAUGUCUCUCA
This is a messenger RNA of Camelus dromedarius (Arabian camel), 925 nucleotides long. RefSeq names its product OCIA domain containing 2 (gene OCIAD2). The record is from RefSeq and is a predicted model, not a curated record. Bases 160 to 624 code for a protein of 154 amino acids. The transcript is spliced from 7 exons. NCBI's taxonomy places the organism in Eukaryota, Metazoa, Chordata, Mammalia, Artiodactyla, Camelidae. Gene Ontology annotation, cellular component: mitochondrial inner membrane.